UGGCGAGCGAGGUGGAGGUGGAAGAGACGGGAAAGAAGGAGAGAGAGACAGAGAGGGAGAAAGAGAGAGGUGGAGCUAUAUAAGACGACUCAAGCGUCAGCACCGUAUCACUUGGCACUAUGAAGCUCCUGGUCGUCGCCUCAACACUGCUGGCGGUCGUCGCGGCCGAACAAUCCUACGGCGGCGGAGGCUUCGGUGGAGGUGGAGGCGGUGGCUUUGGAGGAGGCUUCGGAGGUGGCUUUGGAGGCGGCAUCGGAGGAGGCUAUGGCGGCGGAGGCUGCGGCGGCGGCCAGGUGCUUCACGUGGACGGCAGCUGCGUCACUCCCCAGGUGACCCGCAACUUGUACGUGUACCGCGCCCCCGACCUGGCGCCCAUCGUGGGCCCGGCCCCCUACGUGCCGCCCCCACGCCUGGAGCAUAACAUCGUGUUCAUCCACACUCCCGAGUCUCUGCUCAACCAGAAGCCCGUGGUGAUUCCGCCACCAAAGCAGAAGAACGUUGUGUACCUGCUCAGCAAGCGGCCUCACCAGAGCCAGCAGGUCAUCGAGGUGCCAGCAGGCGAACAGCAGGCACCAGAGAUCUUCUUCGUCAAUUACGCCGAGGGAGAAAACCCAUCACUACCCACCGGCGGCGACCUGCUGUCAGCACUCAGCAAGGCUUCCCAGGGCAGCGGCGAACUAGUCAGCGGUGGCGGCGGCUUUGGCGGUGGCUUCGGCGGUGGCUUCGGAGGCGGCAUUGGUGGCGGCAUUGGUGGCGGCAUUGGUGGCGGCUACGGUGGCGGCGGCGGCUUUGGUGGCGGUAUCGGUGGCGGCAUCGGUGGCGGCAUCGGAGGAGGCCACGGUGGCGGAGGCGGAGGCCUGUACUCCCGUUAAGCCGCCCAGUGCCGGCCCGCAUCACCAGCGGUGGGAGUCACCCCGCCCCGCCGCUGCCUCCCCCACCCCCCCCCUUCCCUCACCCUGCAAAUACCCUCUUCAUCCACCCCAUAGCUUAUUUUUGUACUCGCUCUCCACACAAUGAAACUGUUUGUUUGA
Molecule: messenger RNA, 1031 nt
Organism: Eriocheir sinensis (Chinese mitten crab)
Lineage: Eukaryota; Metazoa; Arthropoda; Malacostraca; Decapoda; Varunidae
Product: ATP-dependent RNA helicase A-like
Exons: 2
Coding region: 120-872 (250 amino acids)
Source: RefSeq, a predicted model, not a curated record